AACCCACCAUUUUUAGUUUCUUCCACUGCCUUUCAGCUUAAACAUGCAAAGGGACAUAAACACAAACACAAGACAAGGGAGCCCAUUAUCACUGUGGGGGGUUGCGAUUUUGUGCUUCGUCGUAGUACUUAUGGUGCUCACUCCAAGAAUCCCUCAGCCUAAAUCGUAUCAUGAUUUUGCUGAUAAACGCAAAUUCUUUGGGAUACCUUAUACGCUUGAUGUGACUUCGAAUUUCCCCUUCCUUGCUAUUGGAUUAGCUGGGCUUGCGCUCUGCUAUUAUGGGAAUUAUGUCAAAAUGAGCUUGCAAGGGGAGGUUUUGGGGUGGACAGUUUUCUACACGGGCAUUGCAACCGUUGCGUUUGGAUCAUCGUACUACCAUCUCAACCCAAACGAUGAUCGUCUCGUGUGGGAUCGCUUGCCGAUGGCUAUUGCCCUCGCAGGAAUCCUAACUAUCUUUGUUAUUGAGAGAGUUGAUGAGAAAAGGGGAAUUCUGUCUAUCAUUCCAUCCCUUUUGGGUGGUGUGGGUAGUGUCAUAUAUUGGAGACGUUUCGACGAUCUCCGUCCUUAUGCCAUUGUUGAGACGGUUCCCUGCAUAGCCAUUGUCCUUAUGGCUCUAUGGAUUCCUCCAAGAUAUACACAUUCAACAUAUUGGUUGUGGGCAGCAGGAUGUUUGCUCCUGGCAAGGAUUGGAGAACUUGCAGAUAAACCAAUUUACAAAUUGAGUUUUCAUAGAGUGAGUGGGCACACUCUGAAGCAUGUAUUUGCUGCAAUUCUUGCUGUCAUCUUGACCUUAAUGCUUGUACAGAGAGAUAUUCAGACUGAGAGGAUAAGUUUGUUGCAGAGAUGGAGAAUGUCUUCUAGGAAUAAAGCUAAAGAAAACGGCACCAAAGUUAGUUAGCAUAAACAAAUGUUAAUCACAAAAUGUGUGUGUGUGUUUUUUUUUUAAUUGU
Molecule: messenger RNA, 950 nt
Organism: Ipomoea triloba (trilobed morning glory)
Lineage: Eukaryota; Viridiplantae; Streptophyta; Magnoliopsida; Solanales; Convolvulaceae
Exons: 7
Coding region: 44-898 (284 amino acids)
Source: RefSeq, a predicted model, not a curated record